Linum trigynum is the source of this 2907-nucleotide messenger RNA. NCBI's taxonomy places the organism in Eukaryota, Viridiplantae, Streptophyta, Magnoliopsida, Malpighiales, Linaceae. The record is from the annotation of a GenBank genome assembly.
CCGUCUCCCACAAUAUCUUCUCAUCCUUGUGUUGUUCCAUUUCCAACAUUGGAUAAGAUUAUUGGUUGAGAACGGCUGGUUCUUGUUUUCUGAUGGGCAAAUUUUGUGUCCAAUAUUAGGAUGAGAAGGAAACACAGAAGACUGCAAUCAAGCAACAUCGUGUGUUACGAUCAGCAACCGAGUUCAGAUAUGGUUACAAGCUCAUUGUAAUGACGCCCUUCCUUACCAUCCAUAGCACCACGAAACCGUUUCAUAUUCUUCAUUCAACUCAUCUUUUUACUUUAUGGCAUGAUGCAGGAGAAUGGCAAUGUAAGAGCUGGUCUGGCGACGAAUGAUGUCAUUGAGGUAGGACUCUAAAUUAUACUCUUGGAUCUAGAAAACUCGUCUUAAUUCUUCAUGGAUAAUGAUCCUUGGGCUUCUGUGAUAUGCUGUUUAUUUAAAUCAUGAAUUUCCAGAGCUUCCGACGCAAGACAAACUGAAGACAGUGGUUGACAAAGUGAAAGACUUCUUUGGGGAUGCGAAGGAAUCCUUCGGGAAGCUUAACGCUAAAUUCGACUAGAGACGAGGAGGCGCAACAAGAAGUUACAAAGGGAGACGAGAAAGCAAAGUGAGUCUGUACUUUCAUCCAUUGAUUUUCACAUUGGGAAUUCCACAAAGUUCUCUAACUUGGUAACUUCCGGAUUGUGCAGAGAUAAAGGCUGAAAACCCAGAGAGAAAGUUGCAAGCUUUACAGUUGAUCGGUAGCCCAUUGGUUCCUCCAGAUUGAAAAGAGGUUUUUAAGCAAGAGAUCUGUAGUUGCCAUGGUGAGGUUAUUAAAUGUACAGCAUUGCCUUGCUCCAUGAUUUUGGCCAUUGCAUGUCUAUACCUUGUCAAUUUGUCACCCAUUUCAAUCUAUGUAUAUCUGUCUAGCAUGUUCUUUCACAUGUAGCAUGGAAUGGAAUUGAAACAUUUACUGAUUUUUUCAGAAUCUCUUCAUUAGCCUAGUGUUUAACAUUAUACUCCAAUACCGAAUUUUAAUGAUUCACAAUCGAGCAUUAACCUAGCAUAACCUGACAUAGGUCCCCAAAGAUGAGACCCUUUCCACAGACCUUACCUCAAGUACAUUUCUCUUGAACUCGUAGCCCGCCCUCGACGUUGGCACAAGAAUGAGCUUAGUCUUCUUCCAUGUAGGGUGUGCUUAUACUUGCAUUGAGAUUUUGAGACUAGUCGAACCACGAAAGGAAAGUGUUUGGUUUCAUAUUGGGGUUCUCCCAUCCUUUUACACUUCACACCUCUAAGUUCCCUCACGUUGUUCUCUGCUAGGUGAAGUCCACAAAAUAUGGAAUCUCUGCCAUUUUCGAUUGCAUUAGGAUCUCGCUCCUCCACCUCCAUGGUUAGCCGCCAAAAGUGUUGUCGCUCAGCAUAACAAGGUCAGCGAAUUGAUUUUGGUUUUGCGGGGUUUUGGUUGUCCAAAGUCUGCCAAAAGACAUGCAACUGCAGUGUGUAGAACUGAUGACCGACUUCCCUAGCCUCGACGAGCUUACAAGCACAGAAGAGAUCAUGUGUAAUCAAUUCCAGGCUGGGCUAGGCGGCAGAUGAAAAUGAGAAAAUUGCCAUCGCUUGUUUCUUGGUUGAACCCAAUUCUCCAAAUUGGCAAGUCCAGUCCAAACUUUAUCCUACAUUUCUGGAUAAUUCCAGAAAGCACCAAAACUCUGUCCCUACACUACCACUGCCGAUCACCAUCCAUAUUACAGACACAGAAAUUUCUAGUAUUUUUUUUCUUCUUCUUCUUCAUUUCUAGAAAUGUCCAUUCCUCCAUUUAUAUAGCACUACUCUACUUCCGACUCCUACCAUCGCUAGAACAAUAACCAACUCCUGUAAAAGCUGUUGACUUUGUCAUAAAGUUCUGAUCUUUUUGGGUUAACGAAGACUCUCAUCAUCCAUCUUUCAGAAAAUGUCUCAAGUCCUGUCAAAUUUGGGCCUUUCCUUGCCUUCGUCAUCUAAAUCAUGCUGCAACUCCUUGCUGAACCUGAAAUCCUCUUGCAGCUUAUCUUCCCCGGUGAAACCCUCCAGCAGCUUCAGCAUCAAAGCCAUGGCGCUAGAUGGCAGGGGAAACCUUGACCAUUUGCAGAGGAUCAACAACAACAAUAAGCAGCAGCAGCAGGCGCCACAACCCAGAAGGAAAAUAGUUCCUUCUGCUCCGGUAGGGAUGUGGGACAGAUUCCCAACGGCGAGAACCGUGCAACAGAUGAUGGACACAAUGGAGAGGCUAGUGGAAGACCCGUUGCUAUUAGCCUAUUCACCGCAAUUGUCAAUGGAGGAUCCAAGAGGAGGCUACAGCAGGGGGAGGACGCCAUGGGAGAUCAAGGAAGGUGAGAAUGAGUACAAAAUGAGGUUCGACAUGCCCGGAAUGACCAAAUCUGAUGUCAGAUUGUGGGUUGAAGACAAGAUGUUGGUUGUCAAGGCUGAGAAAUCCGCAGCCAAUAAGGAUGGGGAGGUGGUAGAGGGAGCUGAUAGUAGUGACUGGUCUGCUAAGAGUUACGGGAAGUACAGCAGUAGGAUUGCUUUGCCAGAGAAUGUUGAGUUUGAGAAGAUUAAAGCUGAGGUUAAGGAUGGGGUGUUGUACAUCAGUAUCCCCAAAGCUAGCCCCGCUUCCAAAAUUCUUGAUAUCAAUGUUGAGUGAUUUUUUUCUUCUUCUUUUGGACGGAUGGUUUGUACAAGAGUUUAUUGAAAGUCUAAUUAACUCCUAUGCUUAACAUUCUUGUCAAUUGUUUAAGUAUUUAAUAUCGUGGUCUGAAUUAACCCUAUAGAUUGUUAAUUUGACUAAAGCAGAGAGUUGAUCGUUAGUUUCGACAAUCAAGGUUGUUAAUUAAUGGUCAACUCGUCAUAUCGCUAUUCAGUCAACAUAAAUAAACUUAAGAAAUUCAU